Macadamia integrifolia is the source of this 1619-nucleotide messenger RNA. Its product is annotated as leucine-rich repeat extensin-like protein 4. NCBI's taxonomy places the organism in Eukaryota, Viridiplantae, Streptophyta, Magnoliopsida, Proteales, Proteaceae. The record is from RefSeq and is a predicted model, not a curated record. The transcript has a single exon. Gene Ontology annotation, molecular function: protein binding. Bases 147 to 1466 code for a protein of 439 amino acids.
GACACCCACAAUUUUACCAUUUUCUCACUUCAAUGCUUGGGAACAGUUGAACUCAUUUAUGAUUUAUGCUCGUAGGCUGUACAACUUUACAAACUAAACAAGAAGAGGAUCAGUCAAAGUAGAAAACCUUGUUUCUGUCUUUAAACAUGGAAACGAUUUGGUUUCUGCCUCUUCUUCUCCUUCAAAUCAUUCCUGCAAAUGUUGCUUUGGAUGUUGGUGUAGGUGUGGCCAUUGGUGGUGGUGGUGGUGGUGAUGGUGGGGGAGGAGGAGGAGCUGUGUGGAUUGGUGGAGGAGGUGGAGGUGGAGGUGGAGGUGGAGGUGGAGGCGGAGUGAACACUCAAACCCCAUCAGAGUCUUCAAAUGCAGCUUACACAGCCCUCCAGGCAUGGAAAUCUGCAAUAACAGAGGACCCAUUAGGCAUCUUAAGCUCAUGGGUGGGCUCCAAUGUCUGUUCUUACAAAGGGGUCUUCUGUAUGAGCACUCAAGAUGGAGGAAUGUCUUCUUCCUCCGGUAACCUUGUUGUGGCAGGGAUAGAUCUAAACCAGGCAAAUCUUCAAGGCUCUCUAGUGAAGGAACUCUCUCUUCUCACAGACGUCACUCUCAUUCACCUCAACAGUAACAGAUUUUCAGGCACUGUUCCUGAAACUUUUGAAGAUCUCUCGGCCCUUACUGAGUUAGACCUCAGUAACAACCUCCUCUCAGGCACUUUCCCUUCUGCUACUCUUCUUAUCCCAAAUCUCGUCUAUUUGGAUCUCAGGUUCAACAAAUUCUCUGGACCCAUCCCCCAAGAUCUCUUCAACAAGAACCUAGACGCAAUUUUCCUCAACAACAACCAAUUCGAAGGCCAAAUUCCUUCCAAUUUGGGGACCUCAACUGCUUCUGUGAUCAAUUUAGCGAACAAUAAGUUCAGUGGCGACAUCCCAUCUAGUUUUGGCUACAUGGGUUCUUCGCUGAAGGAGAUUUUGUUCCUCAAUAACCAGUUAACGGGUUGUGUUCCUGCAGGGGUUGGAAUGUUGACGCAGAUGCAAGUCCUGGAUGUGAGCUUCAACUCAUUGAUGGGUCAUUUACCGGACUCCAUUUCCUGUUUGGAUGAUAUUCAAGUUCUGAAUUUUGCUCACAACAAGCUUUCUGGUGUUCUACCCGAUCUGGUUUGUUCACUGAAGAGCCUCAUCAAUCUCACAGUUUCUUUCAAUUUCUUAUCUGGGUUUAGCCAGGAAUGUAGCAAGUUGCCUUUCAGGAACGCAGGAUUUGAUUUCUCAGGGAACUGUAUUCCUGGUACAGAUAUGCAGAGGCCUCAACCAGAAUGCUCCGUAAUUCCAGGAGGUAACUUGAAUUGCUUGAGAAUCCCUCUAACUAAACCUCUGGUUUGUGGUUCAAUCUCUGUGUAUGAAACACUAUUAUAUGCCAAUAGGAACCCUUAUCCAUCUGAAGUGUUAGCUCCUUCCAUGUCUGCCCCAUCGCCAUGAACAAGAUUAACAGAGAAAAGUAACAUUCGUUGUCUACUGUAAAACAGGCCAGUGCCUGUCUUUUUUGCUAAGAGCAUUUAUGAUUCAGACCCCACAAACGUACUACUGCCAAAGGAUGUAGUAAAUAUAUAGUAAAAUACAUAUGCAUCUCUC